CUUACCUGGAACGGUUGCUACUAACGCUUUCUUCAGCUGUGAGGUGACGGACGGAGCCCAGUGACGCGGCUGGCCGCCAUCAUAUGCGUUACUGCGUGGUGUGCACUGUGUGUGAGGCAUGUUGUUCUGUGCUGUGAACUUGUAGCGGAGCAUGGAGGUGUUGAGGGACACUAACCUCCAGGAGGAAGAAGAGGAGGAUGAGGGAGGAGGAUGGGACAGCCGCUCAUCUUCUCACACUGACUGCAGCAGCUGCCCCAGUGACUUGGAGCCAGAAUGGUUGGAGAGAGUAGAGCAGAAUGGGGAACUGUUUUAUCUUGAGUUGAGUGAAGGAGAGGAAGAAGCACUUCUACCUCUAAAUCCUGCUGUAAACCAUGUUAGAUUUUGUGAAAAUGUAGCUGAAGUCAUUUCGGAAGAUGCCAAGAAGAACAAAAAUAAACCACGUUUUAAAAAACUUUCAAAAAUAUUGAGGAAUAAGCACCUUAGCAAGCAGGGAUCUUCUAGACAGCAUGGACCAGCGGGCCCCACGUCCAUCCUCAAGCACCAGCCCAGCCACAGAACUGGAAUGCUUAUUCAUCAGCAGUAUAAGGAUGUUUGCCUUUAUGUGAAUCCACACCGGUUACUUGACAGUGGACCUUAUGAGAAGUCCGGCCUGCUCCAGAGACUGAUAGGGAUCGUUCAUCAAUCUUCCAAGAACAGCAAGCGAUUGGAAAAGCAAGGUGGAUCUGACACAACACAUCGGUGGACUAGCUCUGAGAAGCUUGUUGUUCAUGGUUUUAUUCCGAAUAGUCCAUCUAUCCGCUGUGGCCAAAUCCUGAUCGGAGAUGCACUUGUUGCAGUUAAUGAUGUGGAAGUCACCUCAGAAAACAUAGAGAGGGUGCUGUCUUGUAUACCGGGGCCCAUGCAGGUGAAGCUGACAUUUGAAACUACUGUGUUUGAUGCUGAAAUUCCAUCUCAAAAUAUAAGUUAUGUGCCGCAGCCACCCAUGAGCAAUGUGACAAAGCUGAUCUGGGGUGAGGAACACACCAACUACCAACAACUCCUGCAGGACAUGCCUCACAUAGCAAUGUACCUGACACUCAGGCUGGACUCUGACACUCUGAAAGAAGAGCAGGAAAUUCUCUACCAGUAUCCUGUGUCUGAAGCCUCGCAGAAGCUGAAAGGUGUACGAGGAUUAUUUCUAACGCUAAGUGACAUGCUGCAAAACGUGACGGGAGCCUGUAUAGUUAGCACGUCUCUGAUUUUGAACAAGAAAUUGGUCCACGUUUCAUACUGGAAAGAGUCCGACCAUUUAUUCCUGAUUUCGCUUCCUGCAGACAGAAUUUCACUUCUACAUUUGAAGAACAUGACGGCUGAUGUAGUUAGGACAUUAAAGUUCAUGUACAAGUCCUUGGAUAGGGCCUUCUGUCAAGCAGAAAAUGUGUCUCGCCUUGAUCAUUUCUUUAGCCUCUUUUUCCAGCGCACAGUGAGGCUAUCCAUCUUACGUGCAAGCACAAGCCAGGGGACGGAGUUCUAUGACGCCAGUAGCUCGCAGUUAGCUGAUAACCUUCCGGGAGUACGAUGGCUGUCCUUGCCUGAAGAUAUCAAGACAGAGAUUGAUACAGUGCUGAGUGAUUUGGAGGCACUCGAUUUUGCAGAACUGUCUGAAGAUUACUAUGAGAUGAGACGCUUGUACAUGGUUCUAGGGACUUGCCUGUUUUACAAGGGUUAUCUGUUGGCUAAUCACUUGCCCACAGAAGAUCUGAUUGAUGUUGCCCUAUAUUGCCGACAUUAUUGUUUGCUAUCAUUGGCAUCAGAGCGGAUUGGACAGCUUGUGGUAUGGAGGGAGGUGUAUCCCUCUUAUCAUCUAGAACAGAAUGGAUCAAUGAGCAGGAAUGAAUUCCGUCAGCCUGAGGCACGGUACUUCCUUCUCAUCGUAGGCCUGAAACAUUUCAUGCUGUGCACACUACUAGAAGCUGGCGGCUGCUCUUCUAAAGCAGUUGGAAAUCCAGGGCCCGACUACAUAUAUGUCGAUCAACUGAAAGCUUGUCUUCUUCAGUUAGAAAUGCUGGACACAAGUAUAGAAGAAAGGCUGAAUACGUCUCCAAAUCCCUGCUUAUCAUGUGCUGAUUGGUUCCUUCCUUCUGCACGGGACAAGUUCCACAGUGUUGUCAGUUCUGUUAUGAUGAAUAAACUUCAGACUCCCAAGAAAGCCAGUCAGUCAUUAAGUAAGAAGAGCCCGCUUCCUGAUUCCCAGACUUCUCUAAGAACUCGUAGACCAAGUCCUACUCGGAGUAGUGGGGGAUCUGAUAAUGGCAGUGAAGGUUUAGGGGAAAACACUGGUGUUGGAUUCCACUCCACUCCAGACUUGACCCGAAAAUUUGGAAGGAGAGAAUCGCAAGGCUCAGGAGGCUCAGAAGGAAGCGGAGGGAAUGGGAGUGUUCUUAAGAUCAGCAAGAAAAAAUACACCCUUCCAAAUCCUUUUAAUAUGGGAAGCUUGAGAAGAAACCUUUCAGAGAGAGAAGCAGAAGAUCUAUAUAACACUGUGAAAUUAACAUCAGGGUCAGAGAAUACACUUUUUCAUUACAUAUACCUGGAAACUGUGCAGGGAGUCUUCAUCUCUCCAACACACAGAGAGGUGGAGGACCUCAGUGGCGCCAUUCACCCUCUGCUGAUAAAGAACUUCCAUCGCUGCUGCCUGUCCAUACGCUCUGUGUUUCAGCAAACUCUUAUGGAAGAGAGACAUGGCAAUACCAAGGCAGAUACGUGCAGGGACUUUACAGGGCUCGGUCCCGUUAAGGAACAUGGUGUCUUAUUUGAAUGUUCUCCUGAGAACUGGACUGACCAGAAGAAAUCACCUCCCAAAAUGUCUUACUGGGUAAUAGGGAGACUUUUCCUGCAGCCGCAGCCUCAGGAGUUGUAUGUCUGCUUUCACGACUCGGUGACAGAGGUUGCUGUGGAGCUGGCCUUCAAACUGUCCUUUGGGAUGCCACUGUAGUGCUGGCCACAAGCAGGACUUGUCCACUACAAUGUCUUCAACAGCACUUGAUGUAGUCCAUGCGGUCUGCCUUAUGCUUGCACUUGUGACCGAUUUUUACGGGUGUUUCCUGUGGUUUUACUGAAUUCUUUUUCUAGAUGACCUUUUGACACAUUGCUUCUUUUAAAGAAACAAUUUUUUAAAAAAAAAUUACUUUUUACUAUUUCUAUUGC
Molecule: messenger RNA, 3186 nt
Organism: Bufo bufo (common toad)
Lineage: Eukaryota; Metazoa; Chordata; Amphibia; Anura; Bufonidae
Gene: INTU
Product: inturned planar cell polarity protein
Exons: 16
Coding region: 152-2974 (940 amino acids)
Biological process (GO): nervous system development; establishment of planar polarity; vesicle-mediated transport
Cellular component (GO): cytoplasm; cilium
Molecular function (GO): protein binding
Source: RefSeq, a predicted model, not a curated record